Messenger RNA from Rubroshorea leprosula, 1202 nucleotides. NCBI's taxonomy places the organism in Eukaryota, Viridiplantae, Streptophyta, Magnoliopsida, Malvales, Dipterocarpaceae. The record is from the annotation of a GenBank genome assembly.
GGGAACAAUGGUUCAGUGUGUUCCAAAUUUGCUCAUUCGAUCCAUGCAUGAAUCCAGUAGGGAUCAAUGUCAGGAUGCCAUUUUGCUAUCGUUAGAAGAACAUGGUUGCCACUUGGAAAGUGAAAUUAUCAGAGUUCGUGAACAAGAAAAUAUCAAUGGCAUCAGCCUUUUUCUGGAGUUUCCUCCCUUUUAUGUUCAGUAGCAGUGAUAAAGGGUGGUCAGAGUACUUAUUGAGUUCUUUCCUACUCCAGAUUUGUGCGUCUGCUGUCUUGGUUCCAGAAUUCACCAACCUUCACCUUCAAGACAACUUUGAGAGGAAUUUUUUUGCUUAUUCAAUCUGCAUGUCCCUCCUUCCUGAAGGUUGUGUCAUCAAUGGAGUGACCUUCAAUUCCUGCUAACUUUAUUGGAGACACUGGCUCAUUCGUUAUGAUGCUAAAGUAUCCGAUUUUUAUGAAGAGGCAUUGAUAGGAAAGGUAAUAUUGGCACAAUUAAUAUUCAUCAUGUGUUGGAAAAAUUAAUGAAAACUUUCUGUGAUGGGAAGGUAAUGUUGAUAUUUCAAUAAAUACUUUCAUGUGUUGGAAAAAUUAAUUUCCACCAGUGAAGAACUCCAUCUUUCUGAUCCUUUUCUUGACAUUUUGGUUGCCUAAGGUUUUAUCAAAAUUAGAACUUGCAAUGUCUCAGCUUCCCAAUUAUCUUGUAAUCACCAGACCGCUGUAAUAUUCUUCAUUUACUAAGAUGUUAAUUAAUAGGGGAAUUUCAUUUCUGGAACUAAGGUUGUUGAUCUCACUCUUUUUAUAUCCUUGUAGUUCCCUCUCUUGCGCUUUAGUGAGAAGAAUUCGUUUACGAGAAAUGGGAAUAUCUACCAGCUUUCUCAGGUUCUGCUGAAGGCUAUUUAACGUUUGUCCUGGCAGGUUGGCAGACCGUAAAUGUGACCCAUUUGAAGUUUAGAUGGCCAGCUUCCCCCUACAGCUGUUGGAUUAUGUUUUCUGAUAGCCUUUUGCAUGGCUCUCCAGAAGCACGAUAAAGGAACUGAUAAUGAACAUCUCUGUUAAUCAGUAGGUGAAGACUUUUUUGAUCCUGACUUUCUGUUUACGUUUCUCCAUGAUUCCGAGAUUGUUUGUCUUAAAUCAAAAAUAAUACCAUGCUUCUGUUUUUGUAUUGUUGUGGCGUUUGAAUGCCUUAAAUAAAUAAUAGUACCAUGU